AUUGGAAACCAGUGGGGGACAGAAUAAUUUGAUUUGGUGAAUAAAAAUGACUUGAAAAAGAAAAAGCAAAACCGCAGUAGAAAAAAAAAAAAAAAAAAAACGUGAUAGCGUGGGAAAGGGUGCGCAGUACGCUACAGAGAGGUUUGCAGUUGGUGGCACCACACCACUCGAUGUCUCCAGAAGCAAACCCUAGCCAAAAGAAGGAAUGAAUCCCGCGGAUGCAUGAAUCAAAUCGACGAUGGCAAAUCUUCCGGUGGAAGUAAUCACCGAAAUCCUCUCCCGUCUGCCGGUGAAGUCGCUCCUCCGGUGCCGCUCCACCUGCAAGUGCUGGCGCUCGCUAAUCGACACCACGCACUUCAUCCUCUUCCAUCUCACCAAGUCCCACACCGCGCUCAUUAUCCGCCACCGCUCGCACCUCUAUUCUCUCGACCCCCAAACCCUAAACUGCCACCACAAGCCUCUGGAAUUGACGCACCCUCUCAUGUGCUACAGCAACAGCAUCAAGGUCCUCGGCUCCUGCAAUGGUCUCCUCUGCAUCUCCAACGUCGCCGACGACAUCGCCCUCUGGAACCCCUCCCUCCGCCGCCACCGCAUCCUCCCCGCCGACCGCUUCCACCGCCCGGAGUCCUCCCUCUUCGCCGCCCGCGUCUACGGCUUCGGCUUCGACGCCCUCUCCAACGACUACAAGCUCGUCAGCAUCACCUACUUCGUCGACCUCCACAACCGCACCUUCGAUUCCCAGGUCCAGCUCUAUACCCUAAAAUCCGACGCCUGGAGAAACCUCCCCAACAUGCCCUACGCGCUCUGCUGCGCGCGUACCAUGGGCGUCUUCGUUUCCUCCUCCCUCCACUGGGUCGUCACGCGCAAACUCGAGCCCGACCAGCCCGAUUUAGUCGUCGCGUUUGACCUCACGCGCGAGCGCUUCCGUGAAGUCCCGCUUCCGGUUACUGUCACCGGGAAUUUCGACAUGGAGGUUGCUCUUCUCGGAGGGUGUCUCUCCGUGGUGGAGAACAGGGGAAACGCGUUUGACGUGUGGGUUAUGAGGCAGUACGGAUUGCGUGACACGUGGGUCAAGCUCUUUACUCUCUCUGACAACGUUCACACGGGAUCGGUCAAAUUCAAAUCUGUGAGGCCCUUGGCUUUUGAUCACGAGAGGGAUAGGGUUUUGUUUGAGCAGAACCGUAGCAAGCUGUGUUGGUAUGAUCUUGGAAGUGGUGAAGUGGGGUACGUGCAAAUAACAGGGAUGGGAAACUCGAUUGAAGGCACGGUUUGCGUGGGAAGCCUCGUCCCCCCGAGUUUGCUGUGUCAUGAUGAGAGAUUGGGGCACGAGAACAUUAGGAAGAAAAGGGAUGACUUCCUCUCUCAGGGAUUCAAAUUGACGUUGUAAAAGAGCAAAAUAAAGAAGAAACGGUAUAUAGCCGAAACUGGUUUAUCCUGUGAGUUGAUUUAUACCUGGUUCAUGGGAAACAGUUGGAAUGAUCAGUAACGAAACCACUCUUUUUGAUGUUGAUUUUGGGGACUUUCCCCCUCUUUCUGCCUUGAGUUUGCUCACUUUUUUUUCUCAGGAUUGGAGGGGGAACAAAAGUGCUCCAGUUCACAAUUUUCAAAACCAAGAAAAACGAUGAUAAAAUAGGUACCGGAUGAUGCUGCUUCACUCCUAUCCUUGCAUAAUAAGAACUUGUUCAUCCCAACAAGGAGAGCUUGCACCAUCUCCCGUUUAGUUUGUAUUAAGUUGAUAUACUUAUACGCUCCUAGAAACUUGAGUUCAAUGUGCCAUAGGGGGGCUUAUGCUUGUAUGUAUGUCUUUUAAUGGUUGUAGCCACCCUUAUACAAACCAUUGUAAUAGGUAAAUCUCACAUACAGUUUCAUAUAUAGUUGUCUGUUGGAAGAGAACGUGUUUUGUUCUCUCGAUUGAGAAACGAUUUGAUCGGGACACUGGGAUUUCCUGCUUUGGAAGAAAUCAAUGAUGCCGUUUUGCAUCUAUUUACAGAAAAAUAUGCAGGUUUUUAAAACUUAUACCA
Cajanus cajan (pigeon pea) is the source of this 2021-nucleotide messenger RNA. The record is from RefSeq and is a predicted model, not a curated record. Lineage: Eukaryota; Viridiplantae; Streptophyta; Magnoliopsida; Fabales; Fabaceae.